AUGUCAACAACAGAUAAACCCCCCAUAACUCCGACUCGCAUACCGAGCCAAACCAUCUCAGCCCCGAAAACCCCCACUUUGCCUCAAUCCGGCGCUCUUGAAACCACGCUUUCCAUAUCCCCCGACCCUUCGGCGAUCUACAACCGUUCAUUCCGCCCAACAACUCCACCGCGACCGCUUGCCUCACUCCUCCCUAACGCUCUUCGCUACCCCGAUACUCUGGGUACGCUCAUCGAGGUUCGCGACUCAGAGGACAAGGGCCUCGGCGUCUUCGCCCUCCAUGAUCUUCUUCCAGGAACGAUCCUCCUCUGUGAAGAGCCCCUCGUGACUCUGCAAGACAACGGUGCCCGAGCCGACCCCCUCGAUGUCACCGUCAACGCCCUCUCACCCGAGAAGAAGAAAUCCUUCCUGUCACUGCACGCCUACUCCCGCAACAAGCACGAGUCUCGCAGCCGCAGCAUCGUCUACAGCAACGGAUACAGCAUCAUGAAGGACCUCGCCACCGGCGUCUUUGAGACGGCGUCACGCAUCAACCACUCCUGCGUGCCCAACAGCCACUACGUCUGGAAAGACAGCAUCGGCAAGAUGGUCUUCUAUAACCACUUCAAGCUGUUGGAGGGCGAUGAGGUCACCGUGGACUACGGUCACAAGACGAAGAUGCUGAAGCGGAUCUAUGGCUUCGAUUGUACCUGCGGCGGGUGCACGGAUUCGGGCUCGGAUGGGCUGAGCAGCAGUAGCAGCGAAAGUGCCGCCAGAGCGGAGGAGCGUACGAGCAUUGUCGAGGUCCUGCAUCAUGGAGAGGAUUCGGACCCAGCAUCGGGCUGA
Drepanopeziza brunnea f. sp. 'multigermtubi' MB_m1 is the source of this 825-nucleotide messenger RNA. RefSeq lists its product as uncharacterized. Gene Ontology annotation, molecular function: protein binding. The record is from RefSeq and is a predicted model, not a curated record. NCBI's taxonomy places the organism in Eukaryota, Fungi, Ascomycota, Leotiomycetes, Helotiales, Drepanopezizaceae.